GCAGAAGAAACCCUGGGGAGAGGAGGGAGGGGUGGCCCGGUCCAUCGCUCUCUUGUGAGUCGUGGAUCUCGGCGAUCUCUGGAGCUGAGAGAGGGAGGCGGAGGCUCCGGAGAUAGAGGAGCAGGAGAAAAGCUGCCAAAAGAAGAAUAUAGUAAGAGAGAGGAAACAUGAAAAGAGGAUAAGGAACCAAGAAGGGGCACGAUACAGGAUAAGGGGAAAAGCGGAGAAAUAGGAAGCAGAUGAAGAUGGGAGAAGAGGAGGAGGUGGAAGGAAGGGGAAAGGGUUCCGUGGAGCGAACCGACCAUGAAGAUGCACAGCGAGCGCAAGAGCCCAACUGAUGGGAAAGAUGGGAUGGGAAAGAACUCACAGCCAAAUGGGCAGGACUGGAUUCACGCAGUCGCCGCUUCGUGUGAUGGCCGGGAUACAGGGGGCCUCUUGUGAAACCCAAAAUGAAAGCUGCCUCUUGCAUGGCCGCCUGUGUUAAUGUCAAGCAUUCGACUGCCUCGCACUCCGCCCACGAGAAAACCCAUAAAAAAGUGUCCUGUGGCACUAGAACUGGUCUUCAUUCCUACUGCAUGCUUCCCUCCCGAGCUGGCUAGUCUACCAAUAUGGGUGCUACAUGGAGACCAAAGGGAAGCGCACACAAUUUGCCCGAACCGUAUAUCAGCCACGUCCAGACAGCACUGAGUUCAGAGCCCGGAACUGCAGUGAAACAGGGAUCAACCCCCUGGGGUGAGAAACGUUUCCAAGGGCGACCGCCUCUGUGGUAACCGAGUAAAUUCGGGACAACGGAGCGGCGACGAAACGCCUCUCCCGCACGGCGAUUGGUCCGCACCCUUUCCUCCGAGCCGUUCCUGAUCUCCGAUUGGACAGUUUGCCUGCCUGUCAAUCUUUCACCAGCGGACACCUUUCUAAAUUCCUGAGAGCCCGGGAAGGUGGGCGCACUAGUGAGCGGCCAGGUGAGGCGCACCGAGGUGGGACAUUUUUCAGGUGACCCUGUUGACUGAACUCGGGGAGCGAGGGAUGGAGUUGCUGGGAUCAACCAUGACGGCAACGUAUGCUCGGCCUAAAACCAGCAGCUUCCUACCUGCCAUCUCCACCAUGGCAUCCAGCUACAAAGAUCACCAGCCGACCUUAGCCCUGACCCUGAACAGCAGCCAACCUUGGAGGACCAACACCUAUUACAGGACCUUGGGUGUGAUGCCCACGUUGGCCUCCAUCCGGAGAGCUGCCUCGGACCUGGUGCGGGCCCAGACCGCGCACUACCCAACCAAUCAGACAGCGCUCUCCACUCGCUACUCCCCAGAGGACUGGCACAAGUCCAACCAGAGCAAGUACCGUGAGUCGGAGGCGUCCCGCAACAGCGCCGAGCGUCUGCGGUGGGACACGGUGCGGCUCAUCCAGGACAAGGAGCAGCUUACCCGACGCACCCAGGAGACCAGCAGCAGGAACUUGAGCGAGCGCAUUAGCGACAUUGCCUUCUGGCGCUCGGAGCUGAACCAUGAAAUUGAGAGCAUGGUGACGGAGACCGCCGCCCUCAAUGAGUCGAAGAGGAGGCUGGAGCGAGCGCUGGCAGAAACCGAGGGGCCUCUGCAGGUUGCUCGGGAAUGCCUGUACCACAGGGAGAAGAGGAUGUCCAUCGAUCUUGUUCAUGAUAACGUGGAAAAAGACCUCCUCAAGGAAGUGGAGGUCAUCAGAUCAUGUCAGGAAAGAAUGAGGCGGCACUUAGACAGAGCCAUCGCUCAGCUGGCGUCCAACAGAGCCAUCCAGCAUGAUCUGGAGAAGGAUGUGAGCGACAAGGUGACUGCUCACAGAAUCGACAGUCGAUGCCACCAGCUCAGGAACACGUCGGAUGGGAUUGGUUUCUACAGGGGGAUUGAUCGUCUGGACCCCUCUCUCUCUCUCCCAGACUCAUGGUCCAACUUCACAGACAACAACAUCCUGCGGUCCCUGAGUGAACGUGCGUCUUCGCACAAGCUCCGAGACGAGAUCGAAAUCCUGCUGAACUCCACCUCUGCUGACAUGUGGAGCCAGUUCAACACUGUCAACGUGGCGUUCACCAAACGCAUCUCCGAGACUGUUGACGCAAAGAACAACAUGCAGACGCACCUGGCAAAGACCCUCCAGGAGAUCUUCCAAACGGAGACGCUGAUUGAGGCACUGAAGAAGGCCAUUCGGGAAAAGGAGAGUCCGCUCAAAGUGGCCCAGACCAGGCUGGAGGAGCGGACGCGCAGGCCUAACGUGGAGCUGUGCCGUGACAACCCCCACCACAGGCUCGUGAGCGAGGUGAGGGAGAUCGAGGACACUGUCGCCCAGCUGAGGGAGAGGCUGCAAGUGGCUGAGGGCACCCUUCAGUCGCUGGUCAAGACCAAGGCAGCACUGGAACAUGACUUGUCCAUCAAGGCCAACUCGCUGUUCCUGGACCAGGAGAAGUGCAUGGGCAUGAGAAAGACCUUCCCCAGCUCCCCACGCCUGCUCGGCUACACGUAAAGAUUGGAGAGCAUCUGCUGGACCACAAAUAGGGUGGGAGGAGCAUCACUGGGCUACACCCUGAGGGUGGGGCAUCUGGGGGUUUCAGAUGAAGUGAGACAACCGCUUGAAUGAGAAUACAUAGAGUGGAAAUCUUGUUGAAUAUGCAUGAAGUGGGCAUGGACUGAGAGGAAAAACUGACUGAUAUGCAGUAGGAGCUCCUGGGAAAUAGUGCCCAACGGUACAGGUACCAGGAGGACCCCGUGGACUCACUUCCCCACCUAUGUGUAAAGUAAUUGGUUGAAGCACCCUAAUUAUGUGCAUAUUUAUUUAAAAAAUCAUGGCAGCUUUUAAAAGACACCAUCUCAAUGUACAUGUCCAUAUAUUCAAAAAGCACAGAUAACUCAGUGAAUAACUGAAAAAUUCUCCACUGUGCACAACUAGGGGGGUUUUUAAAGGCCAUUUCCAAGGCACAUAAUCAUUAUUAUUGUUUUGUUGCUCACUCGACACUAAGACAGAGGCUAGUAUGUAAACUAAGCAUUCUGCCCUUUCUAUAUGAAUGCAAGAAAUGUGGAUCUGAUUACUUUGGCUGUACAAACACACAAUGCAGCCAAGUAAUUGCAGACACACCAAAUCCUCUCCCUGAGUUUGUUUAUUGGAGCCAUCAGUGGUACCCUUUAAAUUUCCCUUUUACAUAUCUGGGGGAGGGGCGGCAGUAUACGCAGGCUACUUGAGCUCUUCUGUAGAACUAGAGCUUGACUGUUUGAAUGGUUAACGACUUGGGUAAAGGUCCCUACUCCAGAAGGUUAAUGAGUGAUCUCCAGCUCAUCGGUCUCCGUUGACAUUCGCGAAGACCUAUCUCUUGAAAAACCCUCAUUCCAGCAAAUCCCUGUGGAGACAGUUGAAAAAAAUUGACAAAACAAAUUGUUUGUCCAGUGCUGGUUGCAAAACGAGGACAAAGCAUGAUUUCUCAGCUGUCGCAAUCUCAGAGGGAUGCAGAGGCUCUUCUUGAGCUUUCUUGGAAGAGGAUGGAAAUGGUCCAGUAACCCCAAAAGGGCAAAGGUCAUUCAUUAGAUGCAGAUUAAAGUUUGAUCAACUCAUUCUGUUGAGAAGAGCUGAGGCUGAACUGUCAACAAACACUACUGGUUAACUGAUCUGGGGCCUGUUCUGGGAAUGCAAAGAGUGCUCAUGAUGGGAUGCUAUUCCACUGCUCCCAUUUGUACACCCACACGCGGUUUCACCGUGUCACACGGUGGACAAGUUCCUAUCAACAGUUCAUCUGGACAGCGCGUCAGUGGACGGUGGAAGGAAACCCACCCUGACAUGUAGGGAUGUGGAAACUUCAGACCGAUCUGGUUCUGGACUUUGACCCACAACCGUAUGACACUGAGCCAUAAGGGCUCCGCACAAAGUAUAUUUUCUUGUAAUUCUAACAAAACAAACCUGGAUGUGUCCUCGGUAGACGUGCUAAAAAAAUCGAGGUACCGUAUUGGCUCGAAAGAGUGCACGUUGUCUACUGCGAUAACUGGAAAUGUGUUUUCUUUGGUUUGAUUAAGACUGGUGAAGUGUUAGUGUUGGUCCGAGCUCUCCGCGGUAUCGUCCCAGAUACAGUGGGGUCCAUCCUCUGGACUGUGGGCUUCUGUUUGCUUUUGAUAGGACUGACUCAAUCUUGGGUCCUUCGAACCGAAGAAUUCAUCUUGGGACAAAAAGGCUUCAGUGGUCACACAAACAGAAAGUAGAAGGAGAUAUCCCAGGAGAAGGUCAACAUCGAGUCCAAACGAAGAUCAGCUUGUCUUGCGCACUUAAGGCCCAAGUCCCAAGUCUGAUCGACCUGUUUGUGGAUCUGGCCAACGACGCCGUUUUCCCUUCACACAAGUAUGUGCAAGUCACAUGCUGAGAGUCUUUCCUUCCGCAAGAUGAGAACCCCGUAAAUGUCUUAAUUGACGGGUAAACAGGUUAGAUGAUAGUGUAUUGCACCUGUGUCCGACCUUACGAAAAACUCACUCUUUGCACUUGUCAAAUGUGCUUUUUAUAUUCUUUGCU
Scleropages formosus (Asian bonytongue) is the source of this 4512-nucleotide messenger RNA. RefSeq names its product tektin 3 (gene tekt3). Gene Ontology annotation, cellular component: nucleus; sperm flagellum; microtubule cytoskeleton. The record is from RefSeq and is a predicted model, not a curated record. Gene Ontology annotation, biological process: cilium assembly; cilium movement involved in cell motility. NCBI's taxonomy places the organism in Eukaryota, Metazoa, Chordata, Actinopteri, Osteoglossiformes, Osteoglossidae. Bases 1024 to 2490 code for a protein of 488 amino acids. The transcript has 12 exons.